AUGUGUAAAGGGGAUAUUCAGCAUUUUCAGCUCAGUAAGGAGGAGGAGGAUGAUAAAAUCAGGUUUGGACACUUUGCCUCUUCAUCUAUUAAUGAAGAAGUGGCUGAGGGAUUUAGGACUGAGACUACAGAGGAGAAGGGAACACUCUUCACCAUCCACACGUGCUUUGGCGUGAAGAUCCAGGACAUGUCAUACGAUCCUGGCCAAAAAGAAGCGUUAAUCCCAGUCCAUGAGACAUUCACUGUGUCCCAAAAAGGCAAUAACCUCUUUGACCUCCAGAGCACAGAGCGGACCUGCAGCCAUUUUAACUGCGCGUACCUGGGCGGAGAGAAGAACCAAUCAUGUGUUUACAACUCUGCUGCCAGAGGCGGCAUCGCCUUCCCCAGUGUUCUGAGCCCUUCACUGUUUGGAGGAUCCAUCAUCCUGCUCCACAUUGCUGCUCUGAAGCUGUUUGCUGGUUUCUAAAUUGUCCUAUUCAUAUUACUCACUUUCUCUCCAACACAAAUCAUGGUGAUGGGACUUGCUGGAUCCAAAGCCGUCCUGCUAUUCUGCCAGCGUUCCAAAGGGAAACCGGUAACAUGGAGGGAGUGUUGCUGGUACCUGCUUGGGCAAGCUUUGAUUAUACGUUAUCGAUUAGUAGAUGAAAAUGUAAGCUCAUAGUUCUAUUACAGGUGCAAUUUGUCUUACAAUGCUAGAGCUAUGAACUGGUGCCUGUUAUAUAAAUAAUUAUUUGUAUUCCUGUCAUGCUAGCACUUUUGUACCAACUUUUGAUGACUUCAGUAAAAAGACUUUUCAGAAAUGAA
Chelonia mydas (Green sea turtle) is the source of this 803-nucleotide messenger RNA. RefSeq names its product ecto-ADP-ribosyltransferase 5-like. Bases 1 to 465 code for a protein of 154 amino acids. Lineage: Eukaryota; Metazoa; Chordata; Testudines; Cheloniidae. Gene Ontology annotation, molecular function: NAD+-protein-arginine ADP-ribosyltransferase activity; NAD+ poly-ADP-ribosyltransferase activity. The transcript is spliced from 3 exons. The record is from RefSeq and is a predicted model, not a curated record.